Argiope bruennichi is the source of this 638-nucleotide messenger RNA. RefSeq lists its product as uncharacterized. Gene Ontology annotation, molecular function: hormone activity. The transcript has 3 exons. Lineage: Eukaryota; Metazoa; Arthropoda; Arachnida; Araneae; Araneidae. Gene Ontology annotation, cellular component: extracellular region. The record is from RefSeq and is a predicted model, not a curated record. The coding region runs from base 12 to 638 and encodes 208 amino acids.
CAUAUUGGAAAAUGGAUGUUCGAUGUUCUAUCUUCUUUGUUUUGGGUUUUCUAGCAUUAUCUGUCCUCCACUUUGACAAUGCGGAAGGGGUUCGAAUGUGUGGAAGACGCCUGGCAGAUCUUCUCAACUUCGUCUGCGGAAAACACGGCGGAUUCCAUUCACCCAGAGCAACGCGAGGAGUAUCCGACCGCAGUUCCAGCAAAACAUCAGUCGUUGAGUUACGUUUUCCGCUCUCCGGCAGGACUCUUAACUCAGGCAAUCAAGAAACUGCUGAAAUUGAAAUGACAUCAAAUUUCCGAGGCGGUGUAGUCGACGAAUGUUGCAGGAAGCAAUGCACAUUCACUACAUUGUUAUCAUAUUGUGCCAAUUCCCAACAUGUUGAAAACAUUGAUCUUGAGGAAAUGGUUCCACCAGGAAGUGAACCAGCAAUUUCAGCUGAAGAUAUAGCAGAAUUCCAUGAUGCGGCUAAAGGAAUGACGGGUCCAUCAGAAUCCAGCGCCAUUCCAUCUCAUCCUGCCGGUUUUGCUCAUUCCAGACGCCCCUACUUGGGUCAAUUCAUGCGCAACAGGCCCGUCUUUAUAGUCUUGUCCCAGCUGCAAGCAGAUGAAAAUCGAGCACUUGGAGACUACAGAUUUUAA